Setaria italica (foxtail millet) is the source of this 1605-nucleotide messenger RNA. RefSeq lists its product as uncharacterized. The record is from RefSeq and is a predicted model, not a curated record. NCBI's taxonomy places the organism in Eukaryota, Viridiplantae, Streptophyta, Magnoliopsida, Poales, Poaceae.
CCCUAAAUGGAGAUGUUCCUUUCUGCAGUCCUGGGUGAACUGUCCACUAGAUCCAUAAAUUUCUUCAUCAGCAAAAUCUCCAAGACGACACCACUUGACAUGGAGGAUCACCUCAGCAGGGUCCUUGUCAGGGCACAGAUCAUCAUCGACGAGGCCAUGGGGGGGCACAUCUCCAACCAAGCUAUGGUCCAGCAUCUGCACAUGAUGAGAGAUGCCAUGCAUCGAGGCUAUUAUAUGAUGCUCGACACCUUUAGGUGCCAAUAUCACGAGGAGGACACCAAAGGUCAUGUCAUUAUUAACUCUUCAGCUCUGUCUAGACUAAGUUCUCUGAAAAGCUUAUGUUUCUACAACAGAGACACACCUAUUUCGAAACAACUGCAAGAGGGGAUUGACGAAUUGACCUCCAUGAUCCUUGAUGCGAAAGAGUUGGUUGUGUUCUUGACGAGCUACCCUCACCUGUACCGCCAGCCUUACUGCAUGCAUCUCGUCCUAGGCAACUGCCUGUUUGGCCGCCAGAUGGAAUCUGAAAUUGUCAUCAACUUCCUGUUGCAAACACAACCUUAUGGUGCUGAAGAACUGGAGGUCCUACCAAUUUUCGGGCCAAUCUUUGUCGGCAAGAGCACCCUUGUUGCUCAUGCUUGCAAGGAUGAAAGAGUCCGUGAUCAUUUCUCAGAAAUCUUGUUCUUUCAAAACUACGGUUUUACAGAUGAUGAGCUAGCUACUCUCAGAGACGGAUGUGCAAGAAUACAUCUAAAUCAUGUGUCGAUUUCGAACAAAGAUAGGAGAUUGCUGGUUGUUAUCGAGUUAGUUGGGGAUCUCAAUGAAGAUGAAUGGAACAGGUUGUAUUUUGCUUCUAAAAGGUUUGUCCCAUGCGGUGGUAAAAUCAUAGUUACAAGCCGCUCUGAGAAGAUUAAAAAGUUUGGAACAACACGGGCUGUAACUUUGAAGUAUCUGCCCCGUGAGGCGUACUGGUAUUUCUUCAAGACACUUGCGUUUGGAAGCAUGGAUCCCAAGGUACAACCAAGGCUCACACACCUGACCAUGGAGAUAGCCAGUACAUUGGACGGUUCCUUCAUUGCCAGGAAUUUCACUGCCCGUUUGUUGAGGGACAACUUUGACACUAUUUGGUCCAAGGUUUUGACCUUCUUGAGAGGGUCUUUGCAGAAGCCUAUCUCUAGAUUUGGUGAGCGUCCAAUUGAUCUUCUGAAGCAAAACAGACCUGCGAAUCUUGGAAGAAUGGCUACACCAUCUGAAGUUUUUGUUCUUUCUAAUCAAUAUGGCUCUGCACAAGACAAGGUUCCAAAGGUAAGACUCCAAGAUGUGAUGUAUGGAACUUUUAAGACCAGUGGGAAAUUUGAGCUCCUAUCAUGGAGGUCUUCGAUACCUCCCUACUUUAGCUAUGUUGGUACUUGUGAGAUUCUAGAGCUAAAAGCUGCAGGAGUCAAGAGGAAGCGUUCUAUGAAAGAUGGGGGCAAGCUUAUGUAGCAGGAUAGCUGAAUAUGUUUGUUAGGGUAUUCCAAGUCACAACUUAUAGCUAGCGUAGAGUCAUGAUAUGUUGUGUUCAGUAUAAACAGAAUAAUGUGUGACUUUGAGGCUAGACUUAUA